Prorocentrum cordatum is the source of this 356-nucleotide messenger RNA. NCBI's taxonomy places the organism in Eukaryota, Dinophyceae, Prorocentrales, Prorocentraceae. The record is from the annotation of a GenBank genome assembly.
AGGAGUGGUCCCUCGUCGUGGAGCACCUCCGGCAGCUGGCGCGGCUGGUGGCCUUGGAGGGCCGCAUGCAGCCGGACGGGAAGGUCGCGGCGAGUCAGGGCAGGAACGCGGACUCUGGUGGCACCCUCUGGGACCAGGAGGCCCAGGAGCACGCCAUCCGAAUCCUCGUGGAGGAGGCCAAGGUGAACCUGUGCCUCCGCAUGAUCAGCGAAUUCAAGAAGUGGUCGUACGAUCCCACCAGGCAGAGCAGCGUCAAACACGGCGCGGCCGCCCUCGGGGUGCCGGAGUCGCAGGUGGAGGUCAUGUGCUCGCACUACGAGGAGACCUUGGGGCUGCUGCUGGAGCGCGCGUUUGAG